AUGUGUCUGUAUCUGGAGAGAAAAAAUCUGAUACAAUUUGAUCUGCCCUCUUCUCUGCACCUCCAUACCCUGUGCCCUCACAGCUUUAAUAGGAAAGCGCCCGUCUUCUGUUAUGUGCGAUGGCACUUGGCAGCCUUAGCCUUCUUUGGCUUUUUCGUUGUGUACACUUUGCGGGUGGCACUGAGCGUGGCCUUGGUGGAGAUGAUAGACAGCAAUGUCACCUCCAAACAGAACGGGAGCAUCGCGGCAUGUGCACCUCAUUCAAAUUCUAGUCCUCCACUAAAUGUCAGGAAGGGCCACGUGUAUAACUGGACGUCGGACGCUCAGGGAUGGAUCCUCGGUGCUUUCUUCUAUGGUUACAUUGUUACUCAGAUUCCUGGCGGUUACCUGGCUCUCCGGUUUGGAGGGAAGCUGUUGUUGGGUUUUGGAAUAAUGGGCACGGCAGUCUUCACACUACUCACUCCGCUGUCUGCCGAUCUGGGCUACAAACACCUGAUUGCGCUGAGGGUUUUGGAAGGCCUGGGAGAGGGAGUUACCUUCCCCGCCAUGCAUGCCAUUUGGUCAAAAUGGGCCCCUCCGCUGGAACGCAGCCGACUGAUCAGUGUAUCUUAUGCAGGUGCACAGUUUGGAACUGUAGUUUCACUCCCAUUAUCAGGAUUAAUUUGUUAUUAUCUGGCCUGGCCGUACGUAUUUUACAUAUUUGGUGUGUUAGGAAUAUCCUGGUGUAUCUUGUGGUUCUGGCUGGUUAGUGACACACCAGAAAAACACAAAACCAUAUCUGAUGCCGAGCGAGAUUAUAUUAUUUCUUCUCUUGAAGGCCAGCUUUCUUCAAAGAAUAUUGUGCCAUGGGCAGCCAUAUGGAAAUCUCUGCCAGUUUGGGCUAUAGUUGUGGCCCAUUUUUGCGACAAUUGGACUACAUACACAUUACUGACACUACUGCCAACAUACAUGACCGAAAUUCUACAAUUUGACAUUAAAGAGAAUGGCUUUCUAUCUGCAUUGCCUUACCUCGGCUGUUUGCUGUUUAUGAUCAUCGCUGGGUUAGUAGCUGAUUUCAUGAUGGAAAAGUUAAAUUUCACUACAUCAGUUGUCCGUAAGAUUUUUACCUUAAUAGGUAUGAUUGGACCUGCGGUAUUUCUGGUUGCCACGGGAUAUAUUGGAUGUAACGGCUUAUUAGCUGUUGUGUUCGUGACCAUAUCUACUACACUGGGAGGUUUAAGCACAUCCGGGUUCAGCAUUAAUCAUGUGGACAUUGCACCAUC
Molecule: messenger RNA, 1262 nt
Organism: Callorhinchus milii (elephant shark)
Lineage: Eukaryota; Metazoa; Chordata; Chondrichthyes; Chimaeriformes; Callorhinchidae
Gene: sialin
Product: sialin
Biological process (GO): monoatomic anion transport; transmembrane transport
Molecular function (GO): transmembrane transporter activity
Source: RefSeq, a predicted model, not a curated record